UGAGUGGUCGGAUCGAGGUGGUCUUUGUUUUUCCUGGUAGAAGAAGAAGGAAAAAAAAGAAAAGAGAGAAGCGAGCAGGAGUGGACUGAUGCUGCGUCGAGGGUAAACACCAGAAAUGGGUGUCAUCGAACCGAGGCUUCCAAUCCCGGCUCGAUCUUGGACCAGAUUCCUCUUAUGAUUGAACAUCAUCCAUCUACAAGUUGCUCCACUGAGCAGGCUUCAGUCAAGCAAACAAAUGGUCCAAUCAAUAGCCACUGGACAGAGUCUGCCUUAGGGAGGAUAUCAAUAACACACUAAUACGCUCCACACACACACUCACAUAUAAAUAUAUAUAUAUAAAUACAGGCCAUGGCGUUGGAGAAUUCAGUCUUCCCCUCUCGUCCGGACUCCCUCUCGCUGCCGGUGGGGGAGAAGGGGGACGGAGAAGAGGUGGAGGUGGCCACCGAGGCCCACACGGGGGUCUUCAACGUGUCCGAGGAGCUGGGCCACGUCGUCACCACGGAGACGACACCAUCCCCUCCCGCCUCGGCAAAGGUCAACAGGUCAUUCCAGUCCAAGCUGGCCGAGCGAGAGGCCAACGCCAACCAGCGACGGAAGAAGACCCCAGGGACGGAGAAGGAGAGGGGACGCUUCGGCUGGGCCCGGACUCGGCGUAAGAGGCAACGCUACGUGGAGAAAAACGGCCGCUGCAAUGUGCAGCAUGGGAACAUGCGGGAGACGUACCGCUACCUGACCGACAUCUUCACCACGCUGGUCGACCUCAACUGGCGUUGCUCGCUCUUCGUCUUCGUCAUGGCCUACGCCGUCACAUGGCUCUUCUUCGGGGCCAUCUGGUACCUCAUAGCCUAUUGUAGGGGAGAUCUGGACCAUCUGGAGGAUGAGACGUGGACGCCGUGCGUCAACAAUGUCAACGGUUUCAUCUCGGCCUUCCUCUUCUCCAUCGAGACGGAGACCACGAUUGGCUACGGCCACCGCGUCAUCACCGACCAGUGCCCAGUGGGCACCAUGCUGCUGCUGCUGCAAGCUAUACUGGGAUCAAUGGUCAAUGCUUUCAUGGUCGGCUGCAUGUUCGUAAAGAUCUCGCAGCCCAACAAGCGAGCCGAGACUCUGGUGUUCUCCAAACAUGCCGUCAUCUCUCUGAGAGACGACAAGCUCUGUCUGAUGUUCAGGGUGGGCGACCUUCGGAGUUCCCACAUCGUAGGAGCCAACAUGAGGGCCAAGCUCAUCAAGUCAAAGCAGACUCAAGAGGGUGAGUUCAUCCCUCUGGACCAGACAGACAUCAGCGUGGGCUUCGAGACAGGCGACGAUCGCCUCUUCCUGGUCUCGCCGCUGGUGAUCUCCCACGAGAUCGAUGCUCGCUCGGCCUUCUGGGACAUGUCGCAGGCCCAGCUGGAGAAGGAGGACUUUGAGAUCGUGGUCAUCCUGGAGGGAAUGGUGGAGGCGACCGGGAUGACGUGCCAGGCAAGGAGCUCGUACCUGGCCGAGGAGGUGUUGUGGGGCCACAGGUUCAGCCCCAUGAUGUCGCUGGCAGAGGGGUUCUUUGAUGUCGACUAUGGAGCCUUUCACCACACGUUUGAGGUGGACACGCCCUCCUGCUCAGCUCGAGAGCUCUCAUUGGCUGCAGCCAGACUCGACGCUCACCUCUACUGGUCCAUCUCCAGCCGACUGGAUGAAGAGCCCACAUUGGCUAACCAGGCUGCGAAGCAGCCGGACAGCGGCUCGGCCAACAGCAAAGCAGGGGAGCCGACCUUCAUCGUCGGGGAGAUGACCGACAUCCAGGAGCAAUCAGGACUGGCCGAGCUGAACGGCAGCGUCGCCACCGACCAAUCCGAAUCAGAGGCCUAGGACAGAGAAUGUUUACAAAGACCUUCAGUAUAUCACCACCACAUCACAGUUACUGUUAGCAGACCUUUUCUUUCCAAGCAAAUUAGUAGAUCCACUAGGCUCAGUUUUGCAGUAUAUGCCACAUCCUACGUUGCCAUACAAGAGUUUAUUUCUUGAUAUUCUGUCUUUUCUUUGUAUGUUUAUCUUUGUUACAAGUGUACUGUAUGUGUGCUAUCUCUUUUCGAUUUGUUGUGUUAGCUAUCACCCUUGCCUAUAUCUACAUUUAAAUGACUAAUACUAUGCUUUUGGUGGGGUCAACAGCCGCAUAUCCUGUGGACCAAUGCAGAAUGUCAGACAGAUGAAGGUUAUUUGUCUUGUUGGGCAAACAGACAAUGAGGUCAUUGUGUGUGCAGAGUGAAGCAUAUGGAUUUUUUGAGUUAAAAUAGGUACAGUGCAUAGAUAGUUUGUUUUCACCUGCACACUACUAGAUGAUAACGAAGCAUGGACUGAAACGGUAGUAACCUUGAAUUUCUAAGGAACUGGACUUGUCUUUUAUGUUUCAAGAACCUCAAAGAGAAGUCCGGUUGCUUUUUACUAGGAUCCACAUGAGCUGGAUGACUACACAGACAUAUAACCUUGAAUAUCUUUAGAUGCAACGAUUGUUUUCAGUUUUAUCGUCUGAAUCUGGUAUAUUUGUCUGCUCUGUAAGAAACUUCAUUUGGCAACAACACAUCAUUUGGUGCUAGAAAAAACAUCUGGAGACCCAUUUGGCUGACAAAAUUUGUGGACUUCACAGCUGGAUCCCUGCCCUGAAAGUCAACACUUUCCUUUAUUCAGGAGGCACAAAGUAUGAUGUUUGUUAUUAACGCUGAUAUGAAUUUCCCGGCAUUCCUUACUGCACUCAACAUAAGGCGUGUGUAGCACAAGGGUUGUGUGCAUCUUUUGUCCCCAGCCAAGUAGAAACUAAAAGCACAACAGUGUCCUGCUCAGUUCAGCCCAAACUCCUGCUUCUGCUGCUGUGUAUAUAUAUGUUGCCAUUUUUACUUGAUGUUUUUAAUAUUUAAUAUAAUAACACAUCAAUUAGAAUUAAUAAACUACAAUAUAUUCCAGA
Amphiprion ocellaris (clown anemonefish) is the source of this 2935-nucleotide messenger RNA. RefSeq names its product potassium inwardly rectifying channel subfamily J member 9 (gene kcnj9). Gene Ontology annotation, molecular function: G-protein activated inward rectifier potassium channel activity. Gene Ontology annotation, biological process: potassium ion import across plasma membrane; regulation of monoatomic ion transmembrane transport. Gene Ontology annotation, cellular component: plasma membrane. The record is from RefSeq and is a predicted model, not a curated record. Bases 349 to 1845 code for a protein of 498 amino acids. The transcript is spliced from 8 exons. Lineage: Eukaryota; Metazoa; Chordata; Actinopteri; Pomacentridae.